Molecule: messenger RNA, 1589 nt
Organism: Bactrocera neohumeralis
Lineage: Eukaryota; Metazoa; Arthropoda; Insecta; Diptera; Tephritidae
Product: ras-related and estrogen-regulated growth inhibitor
Exons: 5
Coding region: 670-1293 (207 amino acids)
Molecular function (GO): GTP binding; GTPase activity
Source: RefSeq, a predicted model, not a curated record
CGAUCGCUGAUCAACAACAUGUUAAGGAACUGGGCGCCUAUGCUCAAAACAACGUUUUUAGUAGUAAAAAGUGGGCCGAAACUGUGACACGGUGAAUACUGCCGGUUCGACGAAAGCGACUAAGUGAAACCGUACAAAAGAAAGCAACAAAUCAAAUUUAAAGGAAUACAUAAAAUACUUUCAUUCAUAGUUCUGUUGCCUCGCACAACGAACGCAAUAAAAAUCUGCUAAAUACCAUAUAAACAUACAAAUACAUAUGCAGAACAUUGUCGAGAGUUGUGAAAUGAAAUGAGCAUAUACACGUAUAUAUUCAUAUACUUAUACAUACAUACAUACUAUAGUAAUAACAACAUUUCUAUUACAUCUCUAGAACUACGAAAAAAUACGGACAAAAUCACUUUAGCCUGCACAAACAGUUUGCCGGUCAAUAAGCACAAAAAGCAUCGACUUGCAUGUGUGUGUAUGAGUAGGAAAAAUGUGUACCUGCAUUUAAAGGCGGCAAGUUUAUGUUAAACAAUCGCGAUCGCCUCACCUGCCCAGCCCCAGUGUGAAUGAAUACUUAUAAACAUUGAAUUUAUUCACUCAUCUCGGUUUGCGGAUUUUCGUUUGCGGUUUUCGUUGUGGUUUGUUUUUGUGGUUUUCGGCUCUGUUCAUAUUAAUUUAACGGUAAUGACAACACGCGGUAUUCGUCGCAAGAAAUCGACUUUGACAGAAUUAAAAAUCGCUGUCGUUGGAUCGCCCAGUGUGGGCAAAAGUGCUUUAAUUGUGCGUUUCCUCACCAAACGUUAUAUUGGCGAAUAUGAUCAUCAAACAGAAAAUCGAUACAAGCAUGAAGCGAUGGUGGAGGGGGAGCCGGUACUGUUCGAAUUACUAGACACAUGCCCCAAGGCUAAUGAUGAGUUUCCCAAUGCCGCUGAGUUGGUGCAAUGGGCCGACGGCCUUCUACUCGUCUACUCGAUCACCGACCGCAGCUCGUUUAAUUACAUACGACGCGCCAAGUCAGACCUACAAUCCGAUACACCAGUGCAAUUAGUGGCCAAUAAAGUGGAUAUGGUGCAUUUGCGUCAAGUUAGUCGGGAUGAGGGUGAAAUUCUCGCCAAAGACUUUGAAUGCAAAUUUAGCGAGGUCUCAGCGGCGGAUCAUGUCGAUCAGGUGGCCGAAGUGUUCCACGAACUGUGCAAGGAGGUGCUGGCGUCGAAGCGAAAGUCGAAACAGAGCCUUUUAGAGCGAAUGUUGGGCGGCGCACGACCCUACAGUCGAGGGAAGAGUGACAGUAAUCUGCCGAAGGACUGAUAACAACUGCAAACAGCUUAGCGGCGUCUUGAAAGCAGAGUGAGAGCAGCCCAACAUACUAAAUGUUGCUGUGAAACGCACUUAUGAUGCAGCUUCACGGUUUAAGCGUCUCGGCUAUUCAGUCGACGUUUGUAGGAUUUAGCGAAAUUUUAAUAAUUAAAAAAAAUGUUUUAACCUAUUUUUUUAUGUAGCGUAUAACUUAAACGAACUUUAUUUAAUACAAUUUCCAAUGCACGAAUUUUUGUAAUUAAAAUUAGCUUUAAAAUAAAAUAUAAACAACAUAUUUGGUAAGCAAA